This is a messenger RNA of Phyllotreta striolata, 1360 nucleotides long. The record is from the annotation of a GenBank genome assembly. NCBI's taxonomy places the organism in Eukaryota, Metazoa, Arthropoda, Insecta, Coleoptera, Chrysomelidae.
UUGUGGUUGUGACAUUUACAUUUACUAUUUACACUUUUCUAAUUAUCUAUUCUAUUUUCAAAAUUCGCAACGAGAAUUUAAUGUAAGUUAUGUCUGAUAAAAAGGAACUGAAGAAAAUGAGCCGCCUACAUCGAGCCCGGAGUGAAUUCCUUCACAGUAGCUCGACUGUAUCAAUAAGGAGUAAUUUCAGGGAUAGUUUUUUUAACAAAUUGAAGAUGAAUCGCAGCAGAAGCGUCGAUAGAUUUAGGCAAAUAGUAGAGGACUACAGCGAAUUGAUCAGUUAUAGGUCGAUAUCAGAUUUGAGGAGAGCUUUGGAAUCCCACCCGGAAGCCUCUAAUUUGAUGAGGGAAUCUGAAGUUAACGAGCUUUUGUCCGAAAUCGAAAGCGAAUUGGCCCAAGUCGAAUUGGAAGACAAAGGGGACCAGCAUCUAAUACAAACGCAGGCAGAAACGGAAGACAUUCUCAACCGUCAUAUGACCUGCAAAAUUUGCCACAAUUUGAGCCUCGAGGCAGAUAUUUGCAGCCAUUGUGCUGUACACUUUCAACGUGAAUUAACAGAGUAAUUCACGAACCUAUGUGUUUCUGUCAGAUUGUUGUUGUUAACAAAUCUCUGUAACGGUGAAUAGUCUAAUUUUAUUAUUGUUAUUUAUAUGAAGCUUUUAGUGGUAUGUAUAAAUCUUAAAAGUUAUUUCUGUUCGAAAUUUCCUGGGCGAGACCCUCCUUAAACUAUACAUGACUACAAUAGAUAACUUGCCAAGUUUUAUGCUUAGUACUUAUUUUUAAAUUAUUUAUAAGACUGAUUUUUAUUAAUUUACUUAUUUCUAUGAAAUCGAAAAAAUCCUAUUUUGAAAAAUAAGUUGUUUUAUUCAGUUGUAUAUGUGAAUUGCUUUUAGGUUUUUUUAUCAGUGAGACUAGAAUUAUUUUGUUUAAAAUAUGGUAAAAUAAGUUUUAUUUGCAUUAAAUCUAUUUUCAUCAAAUUAGACUAUCUCAUCCAGUAUUUAUAUUAUAUGAUAUAUAUAACGUAAUUGUUGAUAUUAUUUUGAUGAGCGAUUCUUGUAAGAGUUUUUAAUUUCAAUGUGAUUCAAUGUUUGUCCUGUUAUUGAUUAUGUUUCAUGAUAUAAUUUUGUUUUAAGGAAGCACAAGUGAAACAACCUUCAAGAUUAUAUCAUUGCAAUUUUAUUAGAUGUUGAACUAAUUAUAUGACCAAAUGAAUGUGAUCUACUUGCUGUACCAGAUCCAAAACGAAAGUAUAAGACCGGCAAGAUUAUUAAAUUUGGAGUAAGGAAUUUAUUUUUAUUUUUUUCAGUGCAGCAUGUACUGUUAGAUGUGAUAUUAAUAAAGAAAAUGUUUCUUUUUAUAA